Molecule: messenger RNA, 956 nt
Organism: Trematosphaeria pertusa
Lineage: Eukaryota; Fungi; Ascomycota; Dothideomycetes; Pleosporales; Trematosphaeriaceae
Product: glycoside hydrolase family 11 protein
Exons: 2
Coding region: 144-836 (230 amino acids)
Biological process (GO): xylan catabolic process
Molecular function (GO): hydrolase activity, hydrolyzing O-glycosyl compounds
Source: RefSeq, a predicted model, not a curated record
GGUUCUGUGGCCUUGCACGACAUGGAUUGCAAUGAUGGCGAUAUCAAUUUCAGACUUUUCGCAAGUGAAUAUAUAAAGACUGCGCAUCUCCCUCCAUAGUGAGCCACCACGCAACUUCCAAUUCCAAUAUACACGCCGUCAUCAUGGUCGCAUUCUCCUCGGUUUUGCUCGCCCUUGGCGGCGCUGCUUCUGUGCUCGCCACUCCCAUCACCAUGAAGAACUCCCCCCUGAACCUCAUCACCCGGGGCACCUCGGGCGUCCAGACCUCCCCAGGCACUGGCACUAACAAUGGCUUCUUCUACUCCUUCUGGACGGAUGGCCAGGGUUCCGUGAACUACAACAAUGGCGCUGGUGGCAGCUACACCGUCUCGUGGAGCAAUGUCGGCAACUUCGUCGCCGGCAAGGGCUGGAACCCCGGAUCCGGCAGGAAUGUCACCUACAGCGGCACCUGGAACGGCGCCAGCGUCAACUCGUACCUUUCGCUCUACGGCUGGACGAAGAGCCCCCUCAUCGAGUACUACAUCGUCGAAUCGUUCGGCAGCUACAACCCUUCGUCUGGUGCUCAGAAGAAGGGCACCCUCGCCGUUGACGGCGGCACCUACGACAUCUACCAGACCCAGCGUGUCAACCAGCCCUCAAUUGAGGGAACCUCGACCUUCUACCAGUUCUGGUCCGUCAGGCAGCAGAAGCGUGUUGGUGGGUCGAUCAACACGCAGGCUCACUUCGAUGCUUGGACCAAGGCUGGCCAGAAGCUCGGCUCGCACAACUACCAGAUUUUGGCUACGGAGGGAUACCAAAGCAGUGGGUCUGCCUCCAUCACUGUCCAGGGUCCUUGAAGAGGCUUUGUAACUUCGCUGUCUAGCGGAGACAUUGCGUGAAAGGAAGUUCUUGUGUCAAUAACAUACUCCAAAAAAAAUGUAAAUAUCUUUGGCCAGGCAUAACUGUGAUUCAUCAAA